GUUCAGCUCAGUCGUUCGUUCUACUUGCUAUUGUUCGCACACAAUUAAAAAGGAUCUCUCAAUAAUUUCCAAAAAAACGAGUAAUUUCUCAAAUUCAGUAUGCAGAUUUUCGUUAAGACACUCACUGGGAAGACCAUUACCCUCGAGGUCGAGCCUUCUGACACGAUUGAAAAUGUCAAGGCGAAAAUCCAGGACAAGGAGGGGAUUCCACCAGACCAGCAGAGACUGAUUUUUGCUGGAAAACAACUUGAGGAUGGACGGACAUUGUCCGACUACAACAUCCAAAAGGAAUCCACCCUUCAUCUCGUCCUUCGUCUCCGUGGUGGUAUGCAGAUCUUCGUAAAGACACUCACGGGAAAGACCAUCACGCUCGAAGUUGAGCCUUCUGACACAAUUGAAAACGUCAAGGCCAAAAUCCAGGACAAGGAGGGGAUUCCACCAGACCAGCAGCGAUUAAUUUUUGCUGGAAAACAACUUGAGGACGGACGAACAUUGUCCGACUACAACAUCCAAAAGGAAUCCACACUCCAUUUGGUCCUUCGUCUCCGUGGUGGUAUGCAGAUCUUCGUAAAGACACUCACGGGGAAAACCAUCACGCUCGAGGUUGAGCCCUCCGACACUAUCGAAAAUGUCAAGGCUAAAAUUCAGGACAAGGAGGGGAUCCCACCAGACCAGCAGCGAUUAAUUUUUGCUGGAAAACAACUUGAGGACGGGCGAACAUUGUCCGACUACAAUAUCCAAAAGGAAUCUACCCUUCAUCUAGUCCUUCGACUCCGUGGUGGUAUGCAGAUCUUCGUCAAGACACUCACGGGGAAGACCAUCACGCUCGAGGUUGAGCCUUCCGACACAAUCGAAAAUGUCAAGGCGAAAAUCCAGGACAAGGAGGGGAUCCCACCAGACCAGCAACGGCUGAUUUUUGCAGGAAAACAACUCGAGGACGGACGAACCUUGUCCGAUUAUAACAUCCAAAAAGAGUCGACACUCCAUUUGGUCCUUCGUCUGCGUGGAGGAAUGCAGAUUUUUGUUAAGACACUCACGGGGAAGACCAUUACUCUCGAAGUCGAGCCUUCUGACACCAUUGAAAAUGUCAAGGCGAAAAUCCAGGACAAGGAGGGGAUCCCACCAGACCAGCAGCGACUGAUUUUUGCUGGAAAACAACUCGAGGAUGGACGAACAUUGUCCGACUACAACAUCCAAAAAGAAUCCACACUCCAUCUCGUCCUUCGUCUUCGUGGUGGUAUGCAGAUCUUCGUAAAAACACUCACGGGGAAGACCAUUACGCUUGAGGUUGAGCCCUCCGACACAAUCGAAAAUGUCAAGGCAAAAAUCCAGGACAAGGAGGGGAUCCCCCCAGACCAGCAGCGACUGAUUUUUGCUGGAAAGCAACUCGAGGAUGGACGAACAUUGUCCGACUACAACAUCCAAAAGGAAUCCACCCUCCAUCUCGUCCUUCGUCUCCGUGGUGGUAUGCAAAUCUUCGUAAAGACACUCACGGGUAAGACUAUUACCCUCGAAGUCGAGCCCUCUGAUACAAUCGAAAACGUCAAGGCCAAAAUUCAGGACAAGGAGGGGAUCCCACCAGACCAGCAGCGACUGAUUUUUGCUGGAAAGCAACUCGAGGACGGGCGAACCUUGUCCGAUUAUAAUAUCCAAAAAGAGUCAACACUCCAUCUGGUCCUUCGUCUCCGUGGUGGCAUGCAGAUUUUUGUAAAGACUUUGACGGGGAAGACCAUCACGCUCGAAGUUGAGCCUUCUGACACGAUUGAAAAUGUCAAGGCGAAAAUCCAGGACAAGGAGGGGAUUCCACCAGACCAGCAGCGACUGAUUUUUGCUGGGAAACAACUUGAGGACGGACGAACCUUGUCCGACUACAACAUUCAAAAAGAAUCUACACUCCAUCUGGUCCUUCGUCUCCGCGGUGGUCAAUAAUCCUCCUUUAUAACUGUCAAUUUUAUAGUUUUCAUAUGUUGUUGAACGAAUCAAAAUUUUGAUGAAAUUUCGUAUAUCUCAUUCCGUGAUUUAACAUCAUUCUUUCUAAAUUCCGUGUAAAAUUUUAUGCAAACAAUUGGUCUAACAAUCUGAAGUAAAGUACUCAAUUGCAAUAA
Messenger RNA from Folsomia candida, 2105 nucleotides. RefSeq names its product polyubiquitin-C. Gene Ontology annotation, biological process: modification-dependent protein catabolic process; protein ubiquitination. The transcript is spliced from 9 exons. Gene Ontology annotation, molecular function: ubiquitin protein ligase binding; protein tag activity. Lineage: Eukaryota; Metazoa; Arthropoda; Collembola; Entomobryomorpha; Isotomidae. Gene Ontology annotation, cellular component: cytoplasm; nucleus. The record is from RefSeq and is a predicted model, not a curated record. The coding region runs from base 100 to 1929 and encodes 609 amino acids.